CUUCAGAGUAGCUGCGUCGUCGUAUCGGUGUAGGAUUUCGAUUGGAGUUUGCAGAGGAGAGGUGCAGAGCUUGAACUUCGAUAAUCUAGUCGCCAUGGCGAGCCGUCCAGCGUCGUCGGCGGCGGCGGCGGAGCAGCAGCAGCGCGACGGCGACUACGAGCCGGUGUACGAGUGGCUCGACGCCGGCGCCAACUAUCUCCUUCGCCUCAACGUCCCGGAGUUUAAGAAGGAGGAUUUCCAGGUGCACGUCGACGCCUCCGGCCGGCUGACCGUCCGCGGCCAGCGCGGGAGCCUCCGGUUGAACAAGGUGUUCCAGCUUCCGGCGACGUCCAACCUCGACGGCAUCACUGGCAGGCUGGAGGGCACCGUGCUUAUCCUCACCGUGCCCAAGCUGCCGGCAGCAAGCGCGGCGGCCGCCACCGCGCCGCCUCCUCCAAAGGUCAAGGAGGAGGAGGAAGCCGACGCCAAGAAGCCAGAUACCAAGAAGAAGAGGGCCAUUGAAGAACUCGUCACCGGCAAGCCGGCAGAGCGGUUGGCCGCCGGGGAGGAGCCCAAGGCGGCGCCCGCGGCGGCGGCGCCUCCGCCGCGGAGAGAACCGGAGACGGCGCCGGAGCGUCGGGAACGUAAGGACGAAGACGACGACAAGCUGGCCAGGGCCGGCGCCGAACACAAGGCGAGGGUCGCCCGCGAGGCCGACAGGAGGAUCGAGGCGGCGAGGGCGAGGCUGGCGGCUCAGCACGCACCGAAGCCGGCGCCGGAGAAGAAGGCGCCGUGCUGGAAGGACCGCGCGGCGGAGGAAGGGAUGAGGCUGGCGGAGGCCAUCGGGAAGAACAAGGAGGUGGUCGCCACGGCCGUCGCCGCCUUCGCACUCGGCGUCUUCGUCUCCAGCAAACUGUUCUCCAGGAACAACUGAUCGAUUAAUGGACCCAACCCAAUUGCAUUGCAUGUAUACGUGUACACAACAUGCGUGGAUGUACAUACUACAUACCUGAGGUUUACACGAUACUUGCAACUUUAAAUUGUGCUUUUACACGUAUAUGUAAAUGAAAACCUAUGAUACGGA
This is a messenger RNA of Oryza brachyantha (malo sina), 1063 nucleotides long. RefSeq names its product enolase-phosphatase E1-like. The record is from RefSeq and is a predicted model, not a curated record. Lineage: Eukaryota; Viridiplantae; Streptophyta; Magnoliopsida; Poales; Poaceae. Bases 95 to 913 code for a protein of 272 amino acids. The transcript is spliced from 2 exons.